Elaeis guineensis (African oil palm) is the source of this 2814-nucleotide messenger RNA. The record is from RefSeq and is a predicted model, not a curated record. NCBI's taxonomy places the organism in Eukaryota, Viridiplantae, Streptophyta, Magnoliopsida, Arecales, Arecaceae.
CUCAAAAGAGGGGAGCUUCUCGAGACACCACUGAGAAUUUUAGGGCGCCUCCAAAGAGUCAUUUCCGUCCAUAUUUUUUGCCCAAAUCUUUCUCAUAGAGAUCCAAAAAGAGGGGUUUUGAUGGUUGAUUACAUUAUAAUACAAAUAAAAUGAGAAGUAUGGGGAUGGAUUUUGGUUCACCUGCUAAGAGUUUAGAAGAGACCAGCAAAGAGGAAGGGCCUCCAUAUAUGGGAGAGCUAGACCUUAACUUACUUGGUAACAAGGGUGAAAAGGGUGGAAAGAUUUUUCAAGAUGGAACUGAAGCAUUGGAGGAGAAUAUGCAAGGUUACACAAAUCAGGAGAAGAUUUCAGACUAUACAGAUGAGGGAUUGAUGUCCACAAUUGAGGAUUAUGAAAACCAUAACGAAAUGCAAGGGGCUGACCAUGUCGAUCUUUCAGGUGAACAGCUUGAUACAGGUGCUAAUAAAUUACCAGAUGAACUGGAACCUAGAGAUUCUUAUCUGUGCUUUGAUAAGCCUGUCUUAUCAGCUGAUAAAAAUGAUAAUUCUGAUGAAGUAGUGGAUAAUGGAACCUAUGACUAUCAAAGUGCACAGUCACCAUCUUUGUUUGCCACAGAGAAUGGAGAUGUUGGAAACAUAUCAGGGAAUUCUCAAUCUGGAAAGGCAGAGCGCAGCGAUGAGGAAAUGGAUCAUGAGAACUUUAGUCAUGAUACUAAAAUGGACGAGGGUGACUACCCCGAGGAGAUGGUAGCUUCCGAUAAUAGCGGGAUGGUAAGGGAGUGCUCUGGUGUGCAUUCCCCUCUAAAAAUGCGAAAUGGUUCUUCAUCACCAGAGAGAAAUCUGUCUGAUUCUAUGGAAAGGUCUCCCUACAGCAAGCCAUCAGCAAGGCAAGAGCCCCUCCCUCCUGAAAAUAAUGACAAGAAAUCAGCUUCUUCUCCAAGCCCAUGUAAAAGGAAACAUUCACCUUCUCCUGAAAAGCAUGCCGUGGGUCACAAGAGAGCUUCUUCACAUGAUCGUCUAUCUCCACCCGUAAGACGGAAAUCUCCUCUGGGAAGGCCAACACGACGAGAUUCUCAUCACAGAGAUGAUUCUCCAAGAAAACGCUUGUCUGUGUCACCUCAAAGGCGAGAUUCACUGCGAAGGAGGGAUAGGUCUGCAUCUCGAUCACCUGUGAGGAGGAGGACUUCUUCUGGAUCCAGAAGAGACCACCAUGGUAAAUCUCGAUCAAGGUCUCCCUAUGCAAGGGAUCGUUAUCAAAGAUCACCAAGGAGAAGGCAUUCUCCAAGGCACAGAUCUCCUCCACCAAGUUAUUAUUUUCGUCGUCGCUCUCCAAGGAGGCAUUGGUCACCACCUCCGAACCGCAACACUGGAAUUGGUAGGCCUGGAAGGAAUUUAUUUGUUGCAGGUUUCAGCUAUGUCACUACUGAGAGAGACUUGGAGAAGAAAUUCUCAAAGUUUGGACGUGUAACAGAUGUUCGGAUAGUUCGAGAUAAAAGAUCAGGGGAUUCUCGUGGCUUUGGAUUUUUAUCCUUGGAAAGGGAUGAGGAUGCUGAUGCUGCAAUACGUGCUCUUGAUCAGACAGAGUGGAAUGGUAGAAUUGUUCUGGUGGAGAAAUCAAAAACAUCUGCUCGCUAAACCUUCCAUCUUGGAUUUUACCAUACUUGGAGAGAGAGAGGGACAUAGCUGUUUUGUCAGCUCUAUGUCAUACCAAUAGUCCUUUCAGCCAUAUGACAUUGAUUAUAAGUAUACGGCAAGUAUUACUUGAAACUAAACUCUUGAUGCUGUAUAAGGUCUAUCUUUGCUUGAUUAAUAUACUCUAAUUUUGACAGAUUUCAAAUAAUCUUGGUUGUUUUGUGUUUCUGUUUACAAAAGUGUAUUAUUUGUAUAAAUGAGGGCACUUGUUUCCUUCAGAUGAUAGCUCAUGUAAAAUCCUCUUUCAGGGUUCGGCAAAAGUUACACUACCUUUCUUUUUGUCUGGGAUCCUCAUCCUCAAACAGUACCAUGCAUUAUGAUCAUCAUACAUGAUUUGAAACUGCCAACUCAAAACGGGUUAUCAUGGGGCAUCCUGCUUCUAUAAUAUAAUAUCCAGUGCAGCCACCAUCACUUGCCUGAAUUGGCUUGAAGAGCGUGUUGGUGAAGACAUACAUUUUUGCAGCAUGAAUUUCUAAUCAAUACUUAUAUGACUCAUCCUAUGUUUUAGUAGAUAUAUCUUUUGUUCUGCAGGCUAUGUUUAAAUUAGUCGUGUCAAGCUUGGUAUCCCGUACUUCUCUUUGUUUUGGGCACACGAAUGUACCCCAAAUGUUUUAUUUCAACCAUGGUGUCUUCCCCCACCUGACCGUGGUCAAGUUUGUGUGCACUUUCGGUUCCCUAGCAUUGUUUCUGAAGCUUGCCUACAUGAAACAUAACCUAAUUUGGCUGUUUGAGCUUAUGGGUUGUACUCGUCCAUAUCAAUACCAUUAUUAUCAAGCCUGAUGACCCGAACCUUACAUUUGUUCAAGCACCAUUACCAUCUGGAAAUAUCAGUCUUUUGUAGGACCGGUCAUGGUUUCGAAACCAAGCAUUGUGGAGAUAAGUUACCCUUUUAAUCUGGAUAGCUGGUCUUGUAAACUGGCAUGAGAAAUUGUGUCAAUUGAUUGGAGAAAUGCUUGGUCAAAACAUUUUUUAGGAUCUUAAGCCCAACAAGUUUAUCUUUUGAAGUUUUCUUUAGAAUGAAAUGGUACCUUGAAGAGAUAAUAGUUUGUGUGUUGAGCAUGUUUUAAACUCAUUUUAAGAGAUAAUUUCUGAUAUUCAUGGUGACAACCAGGCUGCUUUUUCU